UUGAAUUGAUUUCGUUCAGAUGAAAUUGAUUCUAACGAAAUCCCUCAAUUUUUAGGUUGCUUUUAUCAAUGACCAAGGGGUUUUACGUUUCAAGAAUAAGUUUUUAUUGAACUCCGUCUUCGCAGUUCAUAGGCUCUAGCCUUUGCCUAUCAAAAAUAUUGAGUUCAUUCCAUGAUAACAGCAUUUUAUAAAAUAACCCAGCAAAAGGACUUAAAGAUGAAGGUUGAAUGUUUGGUUGACACCAGCGCCAGGACUGGGUCCGGGGCUGGUAGAGACGUUAACUUCAGCAGCGGCACCGGUCCCAACGGUGAGUGCUGCAUCUCGCGGCUGCUGAGCGUCGUGGAAAACGAACUGCAGGCGGGGCGCGAGAAGGGGGAUCCUACCGAGAAACAACUCAAGGUGACUCUCGAAGAAGCAGAGCUUUGGCGGAAGUUUAAGGAGGUGACCAACGAGAUGAUCGUCACCAAAAGCGGCAGGAGGAUGUUCCCAGUGUUGAAGGUCAGUGUGUCAGGACUGGACCCAAACGCCAUGUACUCCUUCCUGCUGGACUUCAUGCCCGCCGACACCCACCGGUGGAAGUACGUUAACGGAGAGUGGGUCACCGCCGGUAAACCGGAAUCUCACGGAAACGGCUGUGUGUACAUCCACCCGGACUCGCCCAACUUCGGCGCCCACUGGAUGAAAGCCCCAGUCUCCUUCAACAAAGUCAAACUCACCAAUAAGCUAAACGGAGGAGGACAGAUAAUGCUGAACUCUCUCCACAAGUACGAGCCACAGCUUCAUAUCGUGAGGGUUGGUGGAAGCCACAGAAUGGUCACCAACAUAUCCUUCAGUGAAACCCAGUUCAUAGCCGUCACCGCCUACCAAAAUGAAGAGAUCACCGCCCUGAAGAUCAAGUACAAUCCCUUUGCCAAGGCUUUCCUGGAUGCCAAAGAGAGGAAUCACCCCAAGAGCUUGUUUGAUUCUGCGUCUGAGAGUGACAUGGGGAUCCAACACUGUGGCUGGUUCCUGUCUAACCCAGAGUCGCUGUGUCCACCAGGGGGCGCCAGUUUCCCUUACAGCAGGGGUCUGCCACUGGGCUCCCAUCAUGGGUACAAACCCUACCCUUCCCGGCCAGCCCCUUACCCCUCCUCUUACCUGCCCCACCGCACACACUCCUCAGUGUCUCUCUCCGAGGGCCUACAGAUGUUACCAGGUCCUGAGGGCUGGUCUAGUGUCUCUCCCCCCCACACCUCUUCCUCAUCCUUGCCUGGAAACCCUGCCACCUCCCCCGCGUCCACCAGCUACACCAGUCAGUACCCAUGUCUGUGGACUGUGGGCUGUGCUGGAGGAAGCCCCACCCCUUCCCCGUGCGCCCAGCUUCAUGAACCAAUCACCAGCAAGAGCCACGGACAGCCUCCCAAUCAUGUCCGGCUGGGCGAGGCCGGUUGGCCACCUGUCUCCAGCCACAUGCUCUGAAUAAUGUCUGAGUGUCCUUUAGACAGGAAUACAGCAGCCCUAACAACAGUGAUGAUCAGAAAGCAACAUCCAUUCAGUUUAAAGACACCAAUCACUGAUGACUAGUAGGAGGUUAUUUCAUAAAGUAUGACCUCAGAGAUCAGAUCCUCUUUCCCACCAGACAUGAAGGGGAAAAGACCGUUUUUAUUUAUCUAAAAGUUUUACGUUUAUUUGCCAAGUAGUAGUAAAGGUACAUUGCAAUUAAUUAGAUAAAUCAUAUAUGGUUCGAAAUCUUAAUUCCUUUAUAAAUAAUCAUUUUAGGGUAUUUGAUGAUGCCUGUAUGUUUGUUUGCAUAUACAAGUACAGUUUACGGUCGUUGUCUGUGCUGUUUACUACAUGUGAUCUUGAGUUGAUGAGCGCGUGACUUGUUCCAUCUGUGCGUUUGUUAAAUACUGUAUCUGUGUUGCGCACGUGGAAAGUUCACCAGCAGGGUUUGUUUUUCAUCGUUUGAACUGUGACCUUUGAAUGGCAAAUUACAUCGCUGUUAGCAACCUGAUUAACGCUUUGUGUAUCGCAUGUUUCAGACAACGAUUUCCGCUUGGUAAAUCCAACUGCUAACGUGUCACUUUAAACACACAUACACACAUUUUGUGUCGCUACAUUAUG
Messenger RNA from Osmerus eperlanus (European smelt), 2103 nucleotides. It is a transcript of the gene tbx19, whose product is annotated as T-box transcription factor 19. Gene Ontology annotation, cellular component: nucleus. Gene Ontology annotation, biological process: heart morphogenesis; positive regulation of DNA-templated transcription; mesoderm formation. Bases 172 to 1458 code for a protein of 428 amino acids. Lineage: Eukaryota; Metazoa; Chordata; Actinopteri; Osmeriformes; Osmeridae. Gene Ontology annotation, molecular function: RNA polymerase II cis-regulatory region sequence-specific DNA binding; DNA-binding transcription factor activity, RNA polymerase II-specific. The transcript is spliced from 8 exons. The record is from RefSeq and is a predicted model, not a curated record.